AGACAGAACAGAAGAAAGCUGUCAAGCGGCGAGGAGGCAGCCGACGGAGGCCACUUUUCUUGGAAUACGUUUCCUCCGAAGCCCACACACACACCCAGGUUAACGCUGUGUGUGUGUGUGUGUAUGUGUGUGUUGACGUGGACCCGGACCCUUCAGACUCAGCAUCUUCCACUGAAACUGGACUCAGACUGUUUUGGACUUUUUUAAGAGUGUGUUUCCAUCUGUGGGACUGAGCAUCACACACCUGUUUUCCACCCCUGAUUCCUGCAGAUUUUUGGGACUUACACACACACACACACUCGGACCACGAGGAUGUGCCGGUUCCCGACGGCGGUCCUGAUCCUGGCCCACUUCGGGACCACCUUAACAGGAGCGUGGAGAGCAUCUCAGCCCAGGCUGCAGUUCAGCCACUCCGAGCUGAUCCAGAACGGGCGCCUGCUGACGCUGCCCCUAGUGGCCGGAGACCUGCACUCCCUGAUGCCCGACGAAGACGGGAGGCGUCUGUACGUGGCCAUGAAAGACAACCUGCUGUCCACCAGCCUGGACGACAUCACACAGAACCCACGCAAGCUCUACUGGCCGGCGAGUCCGGACCGGGUCCAGGAGUGCCUCAUGGCUGGGAAGGAUCCAGAGGUGGAAUGUGCCAACUUCCUGCGCGUCCUGCAGCCUUUUAACCAGACUCACCUGUACGUUUGUGGAACCGGAGCCUUUAACCCUCGCUGUGCAUUCAUAUCCACCAGCGUCUUCCAACAGUCGGACCACCAGGUUCUGUCCUACAGUCAGACCGAGUGCGGAAAAGGCAAAUGUCCUUACGAUCCCUUCCAGAAAACGGCCUCUGCUGUCGUCGACGGAGAGCUGUACGCCGGCAUCACGUCGGACUUCAUGAGCCGGGACUCCGCCUUCUUCCGUAGCCUGGGCAACCGUCACGUCAUCCGGACCGAGCAGUACGACUCCAACUGGCUGCAGGAUGCCCAGUUCGUGCGGGUAGCGCCGCUGUCUGAGACUGAUAACCCAGAGGAUGAUAAGGUCUACGUGUUCUUCACUGAGCGCGCUCAGGAGGCAGAGGGGGCUGCUGGGAAGGUGCUGUACUCCAGAGUGGCGCGCGUUUGCAAGAACGACAUCGGGGGCCAGAGGAGUUUAGUGAAUAAGUGGAGUACCUUCCAGAAGGCCCGUCUGGUGUGUUCGGUCCCGGGUCCAGACGGACUGCAGACACAUUUUGACCAGCUGCAGGACAUCUUCAUCCUCCAUGGAAAAGACAAGAAGAACCCUCUGAUCUACGGCCUGUUCACCACGUCCAGCGAUAUUCUGAACGGGUCGGCCGUCUGCGUUUACAGAAUGGAGGAUGUGGUUCGAGCCUUCAAGGGCGACUUCCUGCACAAAGAGGGGCCUCAGUACAAAUGGGCCGAGUUUACAGGCAAAGUGCCCUACCCACGGCCGGGAACCUGUCCCAGUAGUACAUAUGGAAGCUACAGCUCCACCAGAGAAUAUCCAGACGACGUCAUCUUCUUUAGCAGGACUCACCCUCUGCUGCAGGAGAAUGUGCUGCCGCUGGGAGAGCGCCCCCUCCUGGUCCGAGUGGGGGUCCAUUAUAAGUUCAGUAAACUGUUGGUGGACAGAGUGGAAGCUGUGGACGGAACCUACGACGUCCUGUUCAUCGGCACAGACUCGGGGCUGGUGCUGAAGGCCAUCCAUCUGACCAGAGAACACGGUCAGAGUCAGGAGGUCACUCUGGAACAGCUGCAGGUCUUCCAGCAUAAAUCACCGGUGACAGCCAUGACGCUCUCAAAGAAAAAGUGGUUGUUCGUGGGCUCCAGGGAGGGUGUGUCCCAGUUGGCCCUGUACCAGUGUGAGUUGUACGGUCAGGCGUGUGCCGAGUGCUGCCUGGCCAGAGACCCAUACUGCACCUGGGACGGCCACGCCUGCAGCCCCUACAUGCCCACAGUACGCAGGAGGAACGCUCGUCAUUUAGGGGAGGAUGAAGAUCCGCUGACUCAGUGCGUCCGACAGGGAGCCGGUCUGCAGGUGGAGGCGGAGCAGAGGGUGAUGAUGGUCGCUGAGGGUAACAGCACCUACCUGGAGUGUCUGCCCCGGUCCAGACACGCCGCCGUCACCUGGUACAAACAGGCCGGAGAGAACAGCCCGGAACUCAACCAGGUGGUGUCAGGUGACCAGGUGGUCGUCAUCGAACGGGGCGUCCUGAUUCGCCGGGCCGAGCUGUCCCACGGCGGCACGUACCACUGCCAGGUGGAGGAGCACGGCUACCACUGGACCGCUGUCACCGUCCGCCUCGCCGUCUGGAGCCCCUCCUCCAACCGCCUGCUGGCCUAUCAGAGCGCCGGCGCCCAGCCCUGGUACGAGGACGUGAUGGCGCUGAUCCACCCGGCCAACCUGGGCCAGCACUGCAGAGCCCUGGGGUACCGCCCACCACGCAACCACCGCCGCCACGGAGACGCCAUGACCACGCCCAACAAGGAGAGAGAGAGGGGCGAGAGGCACAAGCACGGAGGAGGAAGAGGAGGAGGAGGAGGAGGAGGAGGGAGGGCAGCGGGGAGGAAGAGCAGGAGCAAGCCACAGCAGAGGGCGCCACGGAGCACCUGAACGCACCACGAAACACACAUUUACAUCAUACACACACACACACACACACACACACUUAACUUAUACACUGAGACACACACACACUGUAUGUACAGAGACUACGACACGCGCAUGCACUUCUAUUCAAUCUAGACGAUGACGUGAAACUUAAGCUACGCAAACACCUGAAGUCUGAGCAGAACGAGUCCGAGCAUCAACCAGUGAAAGAGCCAAUCCAGUCACAGCGUAGUCAACCUGAAACUAGGGCUGCAUCAUGACCGCGCAUUAGACAGACGGCUUUGGACUGGUUCAUGGUCGCAGGUAAAACAAAAAAAACAAACAAACAAAAACAACAGCGGAGACAGAUUUUUGCAUGUGAGCACCGACUGUAAAUGAAUUUCAAAGCCUGGACUGUCACUGGUCCAUGUGUCACAUCCUGUCGUCUGGAAAUCCACUUUACAAAAAAUAUGAAUCUGACCAAGUGUACUUUUGUCAUUUCUAGUCCAAAUGUCUAAUCACACUUAAAAUCAGACAGAAUCACCUCAAGAGGAACUUUUAGAAGAGGACUUUUAGACAAUAGAUCUGGAAAAUCUGAUUUCAACAAAUCUGAGCAAGAUAAUUUUCACUGCUUCCAUUGGCAGAAUUUGAGAAUUUUUUUUUUUGCUUAAUUCU
This is a messenger RNA of Sphaeramia orbicularis (orbiculate cardinalfish), 3249 nucleotides long. It is a transcript of the gene sema3h, whose product is annotated as sema domain, immunoglobulin domain (Ig), short basic domain, secreted, (semaphorin) 3H. The record is from RefSeq and is a predicted model, not a curated record. Gene Ontology annotation, molecular function: neuropilin binding; chemorepellent activity; semaphorin receptor binding. Lineage: Eukaryota; Metazoa; Chordata; Actinopteri; Kurtiformes; Apogonidae. The transcript has 18 exons. Gene Ontology annotation, biological process: motor neuron axon guidance; semaphorin-plexin signaling pathway; negative chemotaxis. Gene Ontology annotation, cellular component: plasma membrane; glutamatergic synapse; axon. Bases 313 to 2598 code for a protein of 761 amino acids.